GCCAGAAACAAACCGAUUCUGCAACGCACUGUAUAUCACAAACAACACACAAUCAACCCAUCCUCGACCCGCCCCAGACGACCGAACCUCCCCUCUCACUCUCCCCCUCCCGGUCACUCAUCCACCUCUCCAGCAUGGCAACCCAACAGCCCGAGCUCUCCUCCUCCUCCACCACCACCACAGACCCCUUCGUCUCCAUCUCCUGCCUCGACUUCCUCCUCAUCGAGCUCGUGCCCAUGGCAUACCGCAUCGCCGCCGAACUCUCCGCCCGCGAGGAAGAUUGGACACGGCCAAUUGGCGCUCUAAACACUACCACCACUACUACUGGCACCUCCUCCCGAGCGCAGGACACGACGAGUACGACUGGGGGAGGAGGAGGGGGUGGAGGUGGAGAUGGAGGUACGGCCGGCAGCGUUGCCAUCGUAGACGACGAGGAGACGCGCGAGGCAGUGUUCUACAGGUUGGAGAUGCUGGGGUACCGCGUCGGACUGGGGAUCACGGAGCGAUUCUCCCGCGACAAGCCGCGCUCCACAGACGCGCUCGACACCAUCAAAUUUCUCUGCAAGGACAUCUGGCUGCUCGUCUUCCGCAAGCAGAUUGACAAUCUCAAGACGAAUCACCGGGGCAUAUACGUGCUGACGGACAACGCGUUCAAGCCGCUGACACGCAUGUCGGCGGAGAGAGGGCAGGGCGAUAGCAUGCUGGCGCGGGCACAGCCGGUACGUUAAACCUUUUUUUUUUUGGAUGAAGGGAGAUCAGAGUUGAGUGAGGG
Pseudovirgaria hyperparasitica is the source of this 772-nucleotide messenger RNA. RefSeq names its product transport protein particle component. Lineage: Eukaryota; Fungi; Ascomycota; Dothideomycetes; Acrospermales; Acrospermaceae. The transcript is spliced from 2 exons. Bases 135 to 728 code for a protein of 197 amino acids. Gene Ontology annotation, biological process: regulation of GTPase activity; endoplasmic reticulum to Golgi vesicle-mediated transport. The record is from RefSeq and is a predicted model, not a curated record. Gene Ontology annotation, cellular component: cis-Golgi network; trans-Golgi network; TRAPP complex.